AUGGGGAAAAAGGCACUCAUAAGCAAGCACAUAGUCCUUUGUAGCUUUUCCCAAUAUCACGCAAGCAAGCCAAUGUAUGGAAUUAUUCUUAUAGAAGGCGAAUUGAUUUAUGAUGUUAUAUUGGUUGAUGAAAACAUACCUCCUUACGCUUUAGCAGAAAAAUAUUCAGAGUGAAACCCAGUCAAUUACGAAGAUUUUUAUAUUUCUCCAGGAAUUAUUGAUCUUUGUGUAAGAAGAGAGUGGGACGAUUACUCAGCGAUGACCAAAGCUGCUGUUUCUGGUGGAACCUGCUUUUUAUUAGAAGAGCCUGGAUAUUAUAUCGACCAGCCACCCACCGGACAACUUUAUUGUGACGUCGGAAAAGUUGGAACUAUUGAGGUUUCCAAUAUUGAAAAUAUUCCAUCAUAUGCUGAAGAAGGCUGCUUUGCCGUUAAGGGUUAUUUAUUUCCACCCAGUUUAUCUAUGCAGUGCAUCCCUACAAACUUAGAAGGAAUAUUUAAAGAAAUUGCCAAAACUGGAAUGGUUUUACUAAUUGACCCUACAUUGCCAGAUCCAAGGAUGCUAUAUGUAGCAUCUCCACUGCGACUUGAAAGUAUUGAGAAAAGAAGAAAACCUGGAAGUGUAAGUACCCUUAAAAUUUUUGCCGGAGCCUUUCCAGAUGCUAUAGAAUCCGAAGAGGAAGACGAAGAAGAGGACAAGCCAGAAACUAUUAAUGUUCAAAAGCCUCAAGGAACAAUAAAAAGAGCGCUAUCAGCUGAAGAUAACAGACCUGAAGUUUCUUUCCAAGAAAGAAGGCCUUCUGAUACUUUUCAUAUAAAUGAAAUUUCGAAAUCUCCUACAAUUGAGCUGCCAAUCCCAGAAAUUUGUGAAGUAGAUGAAGAACAAAGUCCUCAGAAAAUUUUGAAACUAAAAUCACGAACAAUUUUUGACGAUUUAAAUGCAAGGAUUAAAGAGAGCUAUUUUAAUAUAGAAAACCUGAGUUUGGCUGAGCAGUCAACUUAUCAAUAUUCAAGCUCAGCACAAGUAGAAUCAUUAUCACCUGUAAAAAAACUAAGAAGUGAGUCAUUUUCUGGGAUCCUUAUAAAUAACAUUGACGACAGCGAUUCUAGCUAUCCUGCAUCUGAGCUCUCAAGUCCUAAGCCACAAUCUUUAUAUGAAAGAAGAAUUCGAGGCAAUAGACCUCCACCGCUAGCUACAAAAAUGGAACAAAAUCCCGUGAAGGAAUGCAUUUAUAUCAAUCAUUUAGCUAACUAUCCUGAACACUGGGAGCUUACAGGAGUUGAAAAAAUUAUUCAAAGCCUAAAAAAAGUGACUUGUCCGGUCCACGUUACAAAUCUUUCCUCCGCAGCUGCACUUAACCGAAUCCGUCAAGUAAAAGGAAGCUUCAAUUGCUUAACCUGCGAGAUUUCUGCGUCUAAAUUGAGCUUUACUCAUUCUGCAAUACGAGAUGGCGACACACGAUUUAAAGACUCUUCCCCAAUAAGAAACAAAUCGAAUUUUAUUUUAUUAUGAGACUUAUUAAAAAUGAAAGGAAUCGAUUCUAUAAGUUCUCAGCAUGCUUUUAUUAAAGCAGAAUAUAAGGCGCUUGAUUCUGGGAAUUUUCAAAAAGCAUUAAAUGGGAUCUGUGCUUUAGGAUUCACACUACAAGCUAUUUGAACGAUGCUUAAUGUCCCAGUAUCAACAACUACACAACUUGAUCAUUAUAUCGUAAGAAUGGCCAAAUGGCUUAGUUUACACCCAGCGAAAAUUUUAAAUAUCCACGAUUCGAGAGGAAGCAUUGAGAAAAAUAAAUAUGCAGAUUUAAUUAUAUGGGCACCUUAUGAAAGAUUUAAGGCGAAAGAAGAAAACCCGGAAUACGAAAAAGUGUCACCUUUUGUGGGGAUGGAGAUGCUAGGGAAAAUCCAUUAUGUGUACGUAAGAGGAAAAAUGGCAUAUGAUGAAGGUGAUUUUAAAGCAAGAGGAAAAAGAGUAGUGAGGCUUGAUAGAUAUGACUGUUUCACUCAGGCAGCUCUAAUAAACAUUUAAAUUAUUAUAGUAUCAAUUCAAAGGAAACAGUAUAA
Molecule: messenger RNA, 2060 nt
Organism: Blepharisma stoltei
Lineage: Eukaryota; Ciliophora; Heterotrichea; Heterotrichida; Blepharismidae
Source: the annotation of a GenBank genome assembly